This is a messenger RNA of Armigeres subalbatus, 6364 nucleotides long. Its product is annotated as mucin-2. The transcript has 5 exons. Lineage: Eukaryota; Metazoa; Arthropoda; Insecta; Diptera; Culicidae. The coding region runs from base 700 to 5892 and encodes 1730 amino acids. The record is from RefSeq and is a predicted model, not a curated record.
CCUAUUCAGUCUCGAUUCAGACGCGCUGCGAGACACAUCUAUCCUCCCAGAAGGUGUCCCAUGAGUUUAAGAAUUCAAGAAGUGCCAAGGUGUGUUGUUAGUUUGUGGUGUUCUGGAAGAACUAAUUUGGUGGUGAUUGUUUGAGAAAUUUGGUGAAGCUUACUGAGUUAAAUUCGGUGCAGUUUAACAGCUUUAACAUCUUCUGGCAGAACAGUGCUUGUAAGAAUGUGAUACCGCGGGCUGACCUUCCCGAAGACAAAUACGGAAUCAGUCGAAAGAAAGCCACACAUCGCAAUAAAAGUGGAAAAGCCAAAUAAACGAAACACGAAAGCUUCAAAGUCAGAAACGCAGUCAAAACAUGUCCAGUGCGGUCCACUAAAGCGACCGAUUGUUGUUUAUGGUUGUGCCAAGUGUGCAGUACUAUGAGUUGCAGUGCAGUGAUGUGAGAGCGCAAAUUAUCUAUAAAGAAGAAAGUGUCGGGUAUCGCUAAAGUAUAGAAGACGCAAACCGGAGAAAACUCCUGACUGCACUUGGAAGGAAAAGCUGCUCUUUUAUUGUACUGAAACUUAAGAUACAAACCAUAGUGAAACACGGUAGAAGUGCAUUGCCCUUGAGUGGUUCGAUCGCACGGAGGAUCGAAAAUAGGAUUCUGUUUUAUUGGAGCUAUCAUUCAGGGAAAGGGACGUACGUUCAAGGAGAAUGGCGAUAGAUGUCGCCAAAAAAUGUUGGGUUUCAGCAUUUACAUUAGUGCUUAGCCUGACAAGUUCUAGUGCAGGCGAACGAUGGUCUCGGCAACUGACAGACUACAGUAACGUUCAAGGCAAUGAUUGGAUUCCGCUAUCGCGACCCGGAGAUCGACAGGCAGGUGCUAAAGUACUGAAUUAUUUUGACAGCACUGGUUUUUUAGGGACCGAUAACAAUGCUCAACCCCAGCACCAACAGUUCUCCUACGUGAAUCAGCCGUUCGGAGCUCAGUCCAGUCGCGUAGUAUUCCCACCACCACCGGUGGCACAGCCCCUUCAACAGGAACUAGAAACAGCUUUCAACACGCCCUUCGGAAGUCAUCAAUCAUUCAUCCAACAUACACCAUUCGGAGGGGUGCAGACUAUUCAGAGACACCCUCUGCCACCAUUUAGCCCUCAGUUACCGAAAGAAAAUCUUGUUCAAGAAAAGCCAUCCCUGGUGGAGCAUCAAUUCCAAUUUCCUUCUCAAACCCAACCUCAGACGACGCAUCUGCGACAGCCAUCGGCUGGCAACCUCCAAGCCCAACCUACCGGUGGAGUGUCGCAAGAAGAAGUUCAACUGCUCUACGUCCCUGUAGAAACCCUUUACAACCAAAAGCCAGCUUCGGAGAGCACUCGCUACAAUGCCUUGCCACAACCUGUCAGCGCAUCUAUCAUCAAUGACUUCUACACCGCAGCAACGACUACUCCUAAACCACGAACUACGAGUACUCCAUAUACUACAAAAGCCACACCAAGUGCAGCCUUAGUCAGCAAACCUAAACCCAACCAACCUCCACUAGCUAUGUUUAUGUACAACGAUGACAAACAAUCCAAGCUUUCGGUCUCUGAUGCCUUAUCAAACCUGAAAAAUGUCAACAAUAUUGCCGUAUUGGACAGUCUGAGUAAAAACUUGCCCAAAGUGUUCAUCGGACCAUCGGGUCUCGCUCCACCCAAAGGAUACUCCAAAUUCGAGUUGCCAUAUCUCUCCAGCAUUGAUCAAACUCGACUCAGUGCAAAACCCGGAGACCUUCCCUUCUUUGUAGCUCCUCAAAGUUAUAAAACCCCUGGUGGGUUCUCUAAAAUUCCGCUCCCUGCACCACACGUUGGAUCUGUUAUUGUACAGCAACCUUUAAUUCAGUCUAACUACUUCCGACAGCCAGACAACAUCGAAUACUAUCAACCGUCUACGCUGAAAUUUACCGAUGUCACCACCAAAUCACCAAUUACAUUGCCUGUUAGCAAACCCCAGUACGAUUCGGAUCACUAUACUUCCCCCACCUCAAAACCCACCACCGACCGUAGCAACUACAGUCGGGGAAAUACGCAAACCCCUCAGGAAAGCUAUCGUCAGCCCCAAACAGAACGAGCUCUUUUCUCUCACUCACCUUUCAAUAGCGUCAACAAUCUUCCAAACCGACACAUUGUCAACGAAGAGUACUUCAACUUAGCAAAAACCAAGAAGCCUACCACCCCCGCCCCAACUCAAAGCUACAGUCCCAAAACUUACAAACCUUUCGAUUUUAAGCCCAUCCCAGAACAAAAAAUCCCGCUGUAUCCCGAAAAUGACGACUUUACUACGGCUAAAACUACCACAACCACAGAAAAACCGCAAACUUCUCGUCAAGAAGAGAACCGAAUGAAGUCCUACUUUAAGGAGGAAAACUUCCGCAAUCGACGACCAUACACUCAGUCCACCGUCUCUACACCAUAUGAAGAUCAGGAAGUGACGCAAUCUCUUCGUGGCAGUAACGAAAAUGAAGGAAACUUCGUUCACAAGUUCAAACUGGUAGACUCCGUUCGACCACAAACUACCCCAGCAACAAAAUCGGUGGUCGACAACGCUUUCCUCGAUUUCUUCCAACAAGAUAAUCAUGAAAUGCUCAAAACCGUUGUAUCAAAUCAACCCUCCAAUGGAGCUCAACAGAUUAUCCGUAACAAUUAUUUCUCACAAAAUACCCACGACGAGCCUCAAAAGCAGAAAUUUGUCAGCACGUAUUAUGUUCCAACAACUACAUCUACUACUUUGAGGACAACUACCCCAACACCUGCUACUACAGCAGAAGACACUUUCUUCAAAGAAUUCGAAGAAAAAAGCAAGAAAUACGAACCAGAGCACACCAGGUUCCCACAAACUCGCCUACAAAACCAAGAACCGUUCCUGACCCGUUUCACUGAUACUUCCUACACAAACAAGUAUAAAUACGAAACGAAUACUGAUGAUGUGAACUAUCCAGUCGAAGUCGUCACAACUCAGGAACCAGCGAGGCACGAAACUUCCAACGACGUUACUGUUCCCCCCUCUGAGCAAUCGUACAGUAUCCCAUCAGAACUGCCGCCGAUAAGCGCAAACCUACCAGGUUUAGUGAACUCCCUUAUGGAAGACGAAUGGCCUCACAAAAAGGGAGAACAAGACACUCCCUUGCCAACCACGACCAAAGGACACUUCCGUAAGCAGAUCCAUCGCACCACUCAAGCCACUACAACGCCAGAACCAUACUCGUCGGAAGUCACAACCCGCCGAACUAGAGGCCGACGUCCCACAGUUGCUAGCUCCUCUAGCCACGAGUCGGUAGGUCCCACCCGAGGCACCACCAUAAACCGAAGCCGAUCCCGAUACGUCCCGGCUGAUGGCGAAAACUCCAGUAGUGGUAGAUCAAGAACCAGAAGUCGUAUCAGUAGUAGUUCCUCACGCAAUGCAAAGGAAGAAGAAAACCUGGAAUACCAGCGGGACGUCCUGAAACAGAACUAUCCAGUAAUUCGACCAACUUCGGGAUCUUCAACAAGCACUACAACGACACCACCACCACCACCAACUACCACUACCACCACAACUCACGCCACUACCAUUCCGGUGACCUAUCAACAAAUCUACGAACAACAAACGGAACGAUUGAGUCCUUACUACUCAACGCCUGAACCACAGAGCUACCCCGAAGAACAAGCGAAAACCGAAGAAAUUUCCAUCCCCCGAAAAGAGGCAAUCUACACCGAAAACUACUACGAGCCCGAAGUGACUACCACGAUCCCACAUACCACCUACAGACAACAAUACAGCCCCGUGCCGAAUCCGGAAGAAAUCGACGACGAAUCUGUACGCGUGCUACCGGUAGAUCAUCCAAUUGAACCAAAGCGCGCGAAGCCUGUUGAAAUCCAGCGUGAACAACCAGCUGCCGUCACCCAUACACAAUCGCCACGAAGACAACCGGCCCGGACACCUUCCUACCAGCUUCCGGAAGAACACACCGUCCCGGUAACUCCCUCGUAUAACAGCCAUGAAGACGAAAUGGAAAUACAGAAAGUAGAAAUCACCCCACGACCCAGAAGACCGCUAUCCCGGCAACCAGUAUACUCGCCCAGAACAACGGCCCAUACGGAGCGACCGACCACGGAACGUACCACGACCGAACUGCCCCCGUCAUCAGCCUCGUCCAGAGGGUCAUCUGUCCAGCGUCGUCCAGCGUUCGUACGACGACCGGCUAGACCGCUGUACACGACGACCCCUGCUCCGACGACAACCUACUCCAGCCGAGGCGUGUCCACCGGCGACGACGAACUACCAACGCAAGGAUCUUAUACCGUGCGUCCCAAGAGUCGCCAGGACGUCCUCCGCGGAAGAACCCGACGGCCAGUGACGACGACCGUAGCUACCACUACCCCCGCUUCUCCAGAGCCUCCGAUUACUAGAGGGUUUGCGAGAAAUAAGGAUCUUAGAAGGGUGUCUCCGACUAUUCGAUCAAGACAAGAACCAAGAGAACGCGAACGUGACCAACGCGACCAACCUGCUGAAACAACGACAACUCAUCCACCAAGAUUCCGCAUCCGAGAGCGAACACGCUUCAACCUGCAACCGCAGGAAUCGCAAUGGUCGACCAAGCUGACACAGAACUCAUUCCAACCAGUGCAGAGCAUUGAGUCGCGCAGCAAAAACUACGAUGGCGAGAGAACCAGUAGCGAGCCGGAACCGGAAAUUGUGACCGCCAGUGCUCUGGUACAGGAGCCGCAGGAAGACGUUCGGCUGGUUAGCGUGUCGGCCAACAUGGGAGGAGCUCCUACGGCGCAAGCGGAAUCCGAAGUGCACCGUGGCAGCAGUAACGACGGCAGUGAAGUAGUAUUGAAGGAAGUGGCACUUAGCCAGGAGCCGCCGCAAGCUGACGAAAACGAGGAGAAUAGCGAUGUGCCCACUUUUGCGGCACUGCUUAAUGACGUGAUGAAAGAAUACAUCGACAGCAACCUGCAGCUAGGCGAACCGGAGAACAAACCAGUUGAAAACGAAGUACUGAUUGAAGAGCCCAAGCCUGUCACCACCGCACCGCUACGUGGCUCCGGCGAACGAAGACCUUACAAUAUCCGAGCCAACUUUCGUAAGCGGGGUCGAUCCCACGUGACAGAAUCAUUCGAAACUGCCGAGUCGCAGCACAUCAAUACUCACGUCUAUAACACGGCUGGUUUUGAAUCACUCAAAAACAUCGAUCAAGCUGCCCUGCAGGGAAAAAACCUUAUCAACGAAGUAAAAGCAAGCAGCUUGGUUUUGGAGGCUCCAGUGAAUACAACGACUACGACAACGGAAGCACCGGUGACCGAACUUCCUGAAACGACGACGUUCGCCAUUCCAGAAACAACCCCAAUCUAUGAAACCACAUCAGUUUUGCCUACGGAGAGGGAAGUCACCACGACGGUGCCCACAAUAGAAGCACAAUCCGAAGGUGAUGCGCAGCAGUUUUCAACUGAGCAGUUCUACGACGACGAACAAGACGAACAAGUACAGGAUGAAGAGGACACCCGACAAGGCAUUUUUGCCGACGUGAAAAAACAGCUUUCCGAUUUGUUUGCCAUGGCAGAAAACGAUCCGGAAACGGAGGAAGUGGAAGACGACGAUGAGCAGUAUCGGCCUCAACCGAUUGGCAGCUACCACGAGCUUGAGCAAGCAAGUACAGAAAGCCCCAUCACAACGACCACAACCGGUUCGGAUGUGGUGGCGAACGAAAACCGACCAGAGCCGGUGACAGAAGAGACCGCCAAAGCCUCCAGUGACGACGCCAUAGGCCCAAUGCCCAUCCCCACGUCAACUUCCAACGGAAUCACGCAUGAAACCGAAAUCUGCUAUCGAGGGCGAUGCAUCAAAACCGACGAAAAGAAGCCCAAAAAGAACAAGUUCAAACCAAACUGAUUUGAAGGGGUGGAACAAAACAGUCUUUAGUAUGAAUAAGUCCUUUCCGAGACGCUAACUCUCACAUUUCCCUACCAUUCUGAAUCUGAAUCCGAACCCAUCUCUCUAUCUUCGUAGUAGUUAGUGUUCUUUUUUGUAAAGAGAAACGUUACGACUUAUUUAUUUGUAAUAUAAUAAGGGUAGAAAUAAACGAGAUAAUAAACAGUGAAAACCAAAGAAGAAGGGUCGAGACAAUCGUCCGAAAUAUCCAAGCGAAUUGUUGAAUUUUGAUCAGAUUUGUUACUAUCUCCAUUAGAUCAAUAUGUACUCUUCUUAUAUGUUGGCAUUUAUUGCCCACUGAGAUAUUGUCGGCUCUCGUUUUUUUUUUGUAUUCCUAAACACUCCUAACUGCAAAGUUUUCAAAUUGUAAGAUACACGAUGAUUUUUUUAAACUAGACUGGGAAUCAAAAGCUAAAUUGGCAGCAUAUGAGAC